AAAUGGCUUCAUUUCCGGAGCAUCUCUUCUGAAAACGAAGAUCUGAGGAUACAACAGCGGUGUCCUGUGUGCAAGGCAGAACUUUCUAAAGAAACCUUGAUUCUAAUUUUCGAAGGAGACCAAACUAUAAAGACCUCUAAACACAAAGUCCCAAUUCUUGGAAUAAUCAUUCCUAUAAGACCUUUUGGUCUUGCAAGUGGAUUUCGUUCACUAAGAUCAUCUUUCAGAAGUAGCACUCCAAGCCCCACGCAGCAAAUUUAUGACCAUGGUUAUCUUCAUAAUCUAUCUCAGAUAUACUAUUCUGAUCAGCCAAAAACAACAACAACAAACAUGUAUGAUCCAGUGAUUGGAAUGUUUGGGGAAAUGAUUUAUGAAAGGGUGUUUGGUAACUCUAUAACCAUUAUUUAUAGCUAUCUAGGUUCAUAUAAAAUUGCAGGAAGCACCGGCCCUGGAAUGAGAAGGCACAGUUUAGAGGUUGAUAAGUCGCUUACUAGAAUCUGCCUUUUCCUCUUUUGUUGUGGGUUUGUAUUUUUCCUGUCAUUUUGA
This is a messenger RNA of Manihot esculenta (cassava), 546 nucleotides long. RefSeq names its product E3 ubiquitin-protein ligase RMA1H1. Lineage: Eukaryota; Viridiplantae; Streptophyta; Magnoliopsida; Malpighiales; Euphorbiaceae. Gene Ontology annotation, cellular component: endoplasmic reticulum. The record is from RefSeq and is a predicted model, not a curated record. The transcript is spliced from 2 exons. Gene Ontology annotation, biological process: ubiquitin-dependent protein catabolic process. Gene Ontology annotation, molecular function: ubiquitin-like protein conjugating enzyme binding; ubiquitin protein ligase activity. The annotation marks the transcript as partial.